GUCUUGUUAUAUAAAAAAUUAUAAGUUAGUCAUAGGUUGCGAAAAAAAAAAUCUAUCAAAAUGUCAGGAUUUUUAAUGAUGAAUAUUAUUUUUUUGACAGUUAUUGCUUGUGUUCAGCCCGAUCCUACUAAUAUCAGAAAAUGCGACUCGCCAUGUGGAGAAAAUGAAACGUGCGAUGAUUGUGGAAAUCUCUGUGAAAUUAAUUGUUCAAACCCAGAAGGCGGAGCUUGUAGUUUUGUGUGUGCUCCGCCAGCAUGUGUAUGUCAAAAAGGAUUUGCAAGAGACAACUCGACUAAUAAAUGCGUCGAAAUAGACGAAUGUCCUCAAGACGACUGAAUAAGGAAAAAUUUACUUAUUAAUACUUAUGCCAAUUUUUAAUUGAUAAAA
This is a messenger RNA of Microplitis demolitor, 387 nucleotides long. RefSeq names its product chymotrypsin/elastase isoinhibitors 2 to 5. The coding region runs from base 61 to 336 and encodes 91 amino acids. The transcript has 3 exons. The record is from RefSeq and is a predicted model, not a curated record. Lineage: Eukaryota; Metazoa; Arthropoda; Insecta; Hymenoptera; Braconidae.